Molecule: messenger RNA, 2121 nt
Organism: Chaetomium fimeti
Lineage: Eukaryota; Fungi; Ascomycota; Sordariomycetes; Sordariales; Chaetomiaceae
Exons: 6
Coding region: 1-2121 (706 amino acids)
Biological process (GO): transmembrane transport
Cellular component (GO): membrane
Source: RefSeq, a predicted model, not a curated record
AUGCCCAUGACAUCAAGCCCUGGUGACGGACGGCUUGGUGCCAAGCUCGACAAUCGGGUUUCGCACGUGGACCCCUGCUCUGCCCUGCGGCCCCACCACCCAGACCCAUGGGGCUUUCUCGGCCAACCCGCCGAGACGAGGAUUUUCUUUGGUUUGCCCCGCAGUCGGGACCUCCACCGUUCGGAGUGGAGGUCCAUCGUCACCCUCGUGGUCUUUGUGCUUGCGAACGCCAUGUCCCUCACUACCGUCCAGCGGUCGGCCUUUGUGCGCUUGGACUUCCCCAUGAACAUCGUUACGGCACCACUCAUUUCCGACCUUUUUCUGCUCGCCAUCUUAGCCAUCGGGGCCAAAGAGGUUAGGGAGGGAACGUUGGGCGCCGACAACAUCUCACCACUCGACAUUAUGCUCUUUUUCAUCUCACUAGCAUACAUCGCAAUUUCCAUCGAUGCGUCCGGCAUCAUCCGAUUCCUGGCCUUCAAAGUGCUACAAUGGGGCGGUGAGGCCGGCCACCGCCUGUUCUUCUACCUUUACGCCUUCUGGUUCGGCCUCACCAGCUUCGUAGGGAACGACCCGGUAAUCCUUUCGGGGACCGCCUUCCUAGCGUACAUGACGCGUGUCUCAAGCAACAUUGUGCACCCGCGGGCCUGGAUCUAUAGCCAAUUCGCCGUGGCCAACCUCGCUUCCGCCAUCUUGGUCUCCUCCAACCCGACCAACCUCGUCCUGGCGGGCGCGUUCCAGAUCAGGUUCAUUGACUACACGGCGCAUAUGAUUGUUCCGGUCAUCAUCACUGGCAUCGUCCUCUUCCCAUUUCUACUCUACAUCGUCUUCAACAAUGAGUCGCUCAUCCCGCGUUCCAUCAAGAUGCACGAGCUCCCCGAGGAGGCAAGGGGUCGAAAGCCAGUCAACCCGAAUAUUCCUCACGCUAGAGGGACCGCGGAGCAGCAGGAGGACGCACCCGGCGAGCAAGGCAAGCUGCUGUCCCUCGAGGAGAUUGUCAACCCAUUUCUGGACCGCAAAGGCGCGAUAUUUGGCGCAGUCCUCAUGGCAGCAACGCUCAUCGCCGUCCUGGCAUUCAACGCCGCGGCCCAGAGCACGGGGGAAACCCAUGUUUUCUACAUCACCCUACCGGCCGCUGUCAUCAUGUUCAUUUGGGACGUGUCAUCUGGGUGGCUCAAUCGACACGAAACCCGCGAGAUUGCCCGCAAAGGGCGAGAGGAACUCGAGCGUCUGCGGCUGGAAAGGGAGCUGCGAGAAGAGCAGGAAAUGAUAGCGCUUGCAGCGCAGGGGUUGAGGCCUGCGUCGUUGGACGAGUCCGUAUCCGCGCCAAUGGACUUGCCGGAUGCCGGGCUGAGGUCUCGGAAGAGCGAACUUGGCAAUGCGAGCGCGGACGACGAACUCACCACGGCUGGUAACACGCCUCAGAAGUCACCCACGCAAGAGAUCGGCGUGGCAGAGGGCUGCCGGGAGAAGAACGCUGGCAUCAAGACCCCUCAGGGAUCACACCGUUCACAGCGGCCGCAACAGACGACUCUGGUCUCGCUGAUGAAGGACGCCUUCACGUGGUCCCAGGAAACGUUCCCGACGGCAACGGCCGUGAUGGCCCACCUACCCUUCGCCCUGGUACCCUUCGCCUUUUCCAUGUUCGUCCUUGUUCAAGCACUGGUAAGCAAGGGUUGGGUGGGGAUUUUUGCUCUCGGCUGGGACGCCUGGGUGAGAAAGACGGGGACGAUAGGGGCCGUUGGCGGAAUGGGCUUCCUUUCCGUCAUCCUAUGCAAUUUCUCGGGCACCAACAUCGGCACGACCAUCCUCCUCUCUCGCGUGAUCCAGGCUUGGGAGGUGAUCCACCACUUCGACGAGACCGACAUAUCGGUUCGUACCCACUCGGCCACCAUCUACACCAUGGCCCUGGGUGUCAAUUUCGGCGCCUUUAGCACCGCCAUUAGCGCCUCGCUGGCUGGUCUGCUGUGGCGGGAUAUCCUCGGCAAAAAGCACAUCCACAUCAAGCGGCUCGACUUUGCCACCGUCAACCUGCCCAUCAUCGCCAUCGCCAUGACAGUCGGCUGCGUGGUGCUAAUCGGAGAGAUGUAUAUCAUGAAGGAUGAGAGUCCGAUACCGUUAUGA